GAACCUGCUGCCCCAGGGAUUCCCAGCGUGGAGGAGCUGCUGCUGGCGAGGCCAUGAGGACAGCAUCCCCCUGAGCGCCGGGCGAUGAGCCCGCAGGGGCAUCCCGGCAAGAUGCCGAGGCUAUGGGGUGGGUGCUGAAAUGAUGAAGGGCUACCAUGGGGAGCGUAGCCAGACACAGCCCUCCUCCGGCCACCGCUGCCGCUGCAUCCCUGAGAACUGCGAGCAUCCCGCCGACUACAUCCCGCACGGCCCCGAGGGCCGGCCGCCAUACCUGCUCAGCCCCAGCGAGCCGUGUUCCCUGGAGCAUCCCUACUGCCCGGCGCGGAGCCCCGGCGCGGGCAGCGAGUGCCCGGGCGGGCCCCUGAGCGAGCCGCCCUCCGCCAGCGCCAGCAGCACCUUCCCGAGGAUGCAUCACGCGCAGCAGCCCUACGACUCCUGCGACGAAUGCAUGGCGACCGCCCACCCUGCCAGCAAGAUCAACCGCCUGCCCCCCACGCUGCUGGACCAGUUCGAGAAGCAGCUGCCGCUGCACCACGACGGCUUCCACACGCUGCAGUACCCCCGGGCCGGCGGCGCCGAGCCCCGCAGCGAGAGCCCCAGCCGCAUCCGCCACCUCGUCCACUCCGUCCAGAAGCUCUUCGCCAAGUCCCACUCCCUGGAGGCGCCGGCCAAGCGGGACUACAACGGCGCCAAGAUGGACGGCCGCGGGGACGGCUACCACCACCACCACCACCACCACCAUCACCACCACCACCACCAGUCCCGCCACGGCAAGCGCAGCAAGAGCAAGGACCGUAAGGUGGACUCCCGGCACCGGUCCAAGAUGUUGGGCUGGUGGAGCUCCGAUGACAACCUGGACAGCGACAGCAGCUACAUGGUGUCCGGCCGGCACGCAGCCGACCAGGGCACCCAGUACUGCGUGGACGCUCCCGAAAGUGCCUUCAGAGACUUGACCUUGAAGAGUCUAAAGGGCGGCGGGGAAGGAAAAUGCCUGGCCUGUGCCGGCAUGUCCAUGUCUCUGGACGGCCAGACGCUCAAGAGGAGCGCCUGGCACACCAUGACCGUCAGCCAGGCCCGUGAAGCCUAUCCCAGUGCCGGCGGCACCGAGAAGACCUUGAUGCUUCAGGAAGCAAAGGCCAAAGACAGAGCGUACCAGUACCUGCAGGUGCCGCAGGACGAGUGGAGCGGGUACCCGGCGGGCAAGGACGGGGAGAUCCCGUGCCGGCGGAUGCGCAGUGGCAGCUACAUCAAGGCCAUGGGUGACGAGGACAGCGCCGACUCGGACAUCAGCGCCAAAGUGUUGCCCAGGGCGGCCACGCGGCGAGACAGCUACCGCCGCUCCUCCAGCGCCGACCAGGCCAGGACCAACUGCUGCACGCCACCGCGAAUGCUCCCGCUGGGACAGAGCUACGGGCGCUCCUUCACCACCGGCCAGAUCAACGACGAGCUCAACCACCAGUUUGAGGCCGUCUGCGAGUCGGUUUUCGGCGAGGUGGAGUCGCAGGCCGUGGAGGCGCUGGACCUGCCCGGCUGCUUCCGCAUGCGGAGCCACAGCUACCUGCGGGCCAUCCAGGCGGGCUGCUCCCAGGACGACGACUGUCUCUCGCUCUUCUCCAUGUCGGCCCCUCCUGGGCCUCCCAUCACCAGCAGCAUCCUGAAGCCCAGCACUUCCUUCAGUUACAGAAAAGCUCCACCUCCCAUCCCUCCAGGAACCAAAGCCAAACCUCUCAUCUCCGUCACGGCGCAGAGCAGCACCGAGUCCACCCACGAGAGCUACCUGCCCAGUGAGGUCGCCCGCAGCCCCGCCUGGUCCAAAGAUGCCGCGGCCCGCUGCAACUCGGCCGAGAGCCUGGAGAGCUCCAAGGUGACGGCCGUAGCCCUCGACCUGCCCCCAGUCCAGCCCCGUGCUGCUCCCAAGCCCUCCACGCUCAUCAUCAAGGCCAUCCCAGGCCGGGAGGAGCUGCGGAGCUUGGCUCGGCAGCGGAAGUGGCGUCCCUCCAUCGGCGUGCAGGUUGAGGCCGUCUCUGACUCGGAUACGGAGAGCCGGAGCCAGAGGGAGUUCCACUCCAUCGGGGUGCAGGUGGAGGAGGACAAAAGGCGAGCGCGCUUCAAGCGCUCCAACAGCGUGACAGCGGGCGUGCAGGCAGACCUGGAGCUCGAGGGCUUCACCGGCCUGGCCGUGGCCACCGAGGACAAAGCCCUGCAGUUCGGGCGGCCCUUCCAGCGGCACUCCUCGGAGCCCGAGUCGGGCCGGCAGUACGCCGUGUACAAGACGGUGCACACGCAGGGGCAGUGGGCGUACCGCGAGGAUUACCAGCUGCAGUACGACACGGUGGAGGUGCCCCGGCGGGACGCCUGGAUAGAGCGGGGCUCCCGCAGCCUCCCCGACUCCGGCCGCGCCUCCCCGUGCCACCGCGACGGGGAGUGGUUCAUCAAACUGCUGCAGGCAGAGGUGGAGAAGAUGGAGGGCUGGUGCCAGCAGAUGGAGAGGGAGGCGGAGGACUAUGACCUGCCCGAGGAGAUCCUGGAGAAGAUCCGGAGUGCGGUGGGCAGUGCCCAGCUCCUCAUGUCCCAGAAGGUGCAGCAGUUCUACCGCCUCUGCCAGCAGAACAUGGAUCCCAACGCAUUCCCUGUGCCCACCUUCCAAGACCUGGCUGGCUUCUGGGACCUCCUGCAGCUCUCCAUUGAGGACGUCAGCAUGAAGUUUGGGGAGCUCCAGCAGCUCAAGGCCAAUGGGUGGAAGAUCAUGGAGCCCAAGGAGGAGAAGAAGGUGCCUCCCCCGAUACCAAAGAAGCCGCCGCGCUCCAAGGUGCACCCGGUGAAGGAGCGCUCCCUGGACUCGGUGGACCGGCAGCGGCAGGAGGCCCGCAAGCGGCUCCUGGCAGCCAAGCGAGCCGCCUCCUUCCGCCAGAGCUCGGCCACCGAGAGCGCGGACAGCAUCGAGAUCUACAUCCCCGAGGCGCAGACCCGGCUGUGACCGCAGCCUCCGCUUUUCUACCCGGACUGGACGGCGCGGCCGUAGCUCACUGUGAUGGGGGGCCGCGGGGACACCCUGGGGCAGCUCUUGGCCCCACUCACAGCUUCUCUCUUUUCUAUCUUAGCCCUUUCGUGGAUCCGACGGCGGGUGAACGCAAAGCCCGGUUCUGUCCCAUCCCCUUGCCCCGCUGCCCGCAUGCCCCUGCCAGCCUCUCCUGGGGUCCGGGGCUCUCCCUCCCUCUGCCCUCCCUGGGGCUGUGUCCCAGCUUUCUGUCCCCUUCCCGCUCCCCAGCCCUUCUGCACACCCGCCCCUGCAUCCCAACCCAAAGAGAGGUGACCUUCAGCACCUGGCCCCGCCGGGCUGGAGGGGAGGGGGCUGCAGGCAGGCCCCCCCGCCUCUCUGUACUCAGUGCAAUCCCCUGGUGUGUGGCGGGGACGGGCCCCCAGCCCCUGCCCAGCCGCAGCCCCCCAGCCCUGCCCUGCCGGCACGAGGCUUUGGGACGUGCUGGGGACAAAGGGGUCCCCUCACUGCUCCCCCCGACUGCGGCUCAGGUGCCAUGGGGACCCAGGGCUCCCUCCCCUAUAUACAUAUAUAAAUAUAACCCAAGGAAUAAACCAGAAACUACACGUGACCAGCGCUGUGUCCUGCCUGGUGGGACGGGCCAGAACAGUAGAGGCCCACGGUCACGGCGAGCCGCCCCGCUUCCCUCGCACGGAGCAUCGCCACGCGC
This is a messenger RNA of Pyrgilauda ruficollis (rufous-necked snowfinch), 3707 nucleotides long. It is a transcript of the gene DLGAP3, whose product is annotated as DLG associated protein 3. Lineage: Eukaryota; Metazoa; Chordata; Aves; Passeriformes; Passeridae. Gene Ontology annotation, cellular component: glutamatergic synapse; postsynaptic specialization. Gene Ontology annotation, molecular function: molecular adaptor activity. The coding region runs from base 140 to 2977 and encodes 945 amino acids. Gene Ontology annotation, biological process: signaling. The record is from RefSeq and is a predicted model, not a curated record. The transcript has 11 exons.